AUGGGCCACGGCGACGGCCCCCGCAAGGGCCAGAGCGGCAAGAGCACGCACGUCCACGGCGGUAAGCACGUGAACCGCGGGGGCGCGUUCAAGGCGCACCGCAACGUGAAGCGCGCGGUGCGAGACGUCGACGCGGAGAACGCGCUUCGGUCCCGCGCGUGCGCCGGCGUUUGUCGCCGGUGCGUGCAAAAGGUCCAGUGGAGGUUUCAGUUUGGCAAGUACAAGGCGAGGGCGCCCAGCAACAAGGGCAACUGCGGGGAGUGCAAGCUCAAGACGGUGGCGUUCGCGUACCGGUCGCUGUGCGAUAAGUGCGCCAAGGAGCGGCGGCUGUGCCCGGGGUGCGUCAAGCCCCCGGAGCUCGCGCGGCUCGCGGACGGCGACGGCGCGCCGAGCGACGGCGAGGGUGACGGGGACGGGUCCAGCGACGAGGACCUCGACGGCGUGGUCAUCACGCACCUCAGCGACGACGACGACGCCGGGGCGGAGGCGUAG
This is a messenger RNA of Micromonas commoda, 492 nucleotides long. RefSeq lists its product with no specific name. Bases 1 to 492 code for a protein of 163 amino acids. The record is from RefSeq and is a predicted model, not a curated record. The transcript has 3 exons. NCBI's taxonomy places the organism in Eukaryota, Viridiplantae, Chlorophyta, Mamiellophyceae, Mamiellales, Mamiellaceae.